UGUUUUAUUGUGAUUGUGGUGAUUGAUCAUUUGUUUGAAUAAAAUCACAAUAAAACCACAAAACAGCAUCAAAGAAGCGAAGGUGAUAUUAACUGUUUCCAAUUAAAAUGGAAAUGCCAACAUCACAUUUAGCUGCUGCGUUAAUGUCGGGUAACAGUACGUUCAACAUUCCACAAACAGAAUCUCAAAAUAUUGCUGCCGACAAUGCCACUGAUGAAAAGAAGGAGAAACCAAAUGAAGUCCCAAAAGGACCCCCCUAUGAAGAUAAAGAAGAACUUGCAAGUGGAGAAGACUUUUCGGAUGAGGAGUCUGAAGCUCAGCCUGGCAGUAAGUCCAUGCCAGGUAGAGGUGUGACAUUACAAAUGCUUUUGGAAGAAAAAAUGUUGGAGCCUGGUACUGCAGCAAUGACCAUUGAAUAUUUGGGGCAAAAAUUUGUGGGAGACCUACAGGCUGAUGGUAAAAUAAAAUCCCAUGAAACAGAAACUAUUUUUUGCUCACCAUCAGCUUGGGCCAUUCAUUGCAAGAGGAUAAUUAACCCGGAUAAAAGAUCUGGCUGUGGUUGGGCCUCUGUGAAAUAUAAAGGGAAGAAACUGGACACAAUCAAAGCCACUUAUCUCCGAAAGAAACAAUUGCAAAGGGAAAAUAUGCACACAGAUGAAGAAACAGAAAUGGAAGUAGAAAGCCCCCCAGAACCUCCACCGCAAAGAGUUGUGAUGAAACAUAACACUGUUCCAAACAGAAUGAUGCAGCAUGACGCGAAUUUGCUUAUUGAAGCUGUAUCGUUCUCAUCCGCUGGAAAAGUGCAACCAUUCUUGGUGACAGUGAGUUCUAACGCUCUACUUGUUCUUGACAUUCACUGUCACUUAAAAAAAGAGGAAGUGUAUGGCUACCUUGCAGGAACUUGGGAUCUCAAUAAUCAUAAUAUAAUGAUAACACACACAUUUCCUUGUCUGAUAAGUAAAAACGACAAGAGGCCUAGGGUUUUUGUUGAACUGGAAAUUCAAAUGGAGAUUGAAAAGCUGGGACUAACACUAUUAGGAUGGUAUCACUCUCAUCCGACAAAUCCUGCAAUGCCAAGUUUAAGGGAUUGUGACAACCAGUUAGAAUAUCAAAUUAAAAUGAGGGGUCCUUCAGAAAUAUCGUACAUUCCUUGCAUAGGAGUGAUUUGUUCCCCCUACAAUCCAGAAAGCCCAGUUUUGGAAUCUUCUCUAACAUUUUUCUGGGUAAUGCCACCGCCAGAGCAGCGCCCUACAGAAUACCCCCGGCCCUUGUUGCUGCAAUACAAUAUGGUCAACGAUAGCCAUUUAUCAACACACGCCAUGGAGGAAAUAAAGAAAAGCAUUAAAUAUUAUUUAACAUACGCAGAUGACGCAUUUGUUAAUUUUAAGGAUAGUUACAAGCCAGAUAUAACUUAUUUAGAUAAGUUAAAGUGUACAUUAACACCCAAGUUCCCGCGCGAACAGAGCGAUGGGUUGCUUUGGCAUUUUAUCAGAGAUGAGCUAGGUCAAAGAACAGCUCAAGAAACAAAAGGAUGGAAUCUGUUCCGGGAGAUCCCGGUGAAGAAGGAGAGUGGGUCCAUGGUGACGUACGCUUGGGUGGACAUUGGGGUCAAAUUUAUUAAAUUUUUGGCCUAUAUUGUCACAUUCAUCACUGUAUUAGGAUCCGCAGUAAUUUCUAAGGGCACUUUGCUCUUUAUCACUUCUCAGUUAAAAAAAGAGAGGCACAUAAGCCAUUGCAAUAAAGCAUUAGCAUUAGAUCAGCAGUUUAUAACAGUCCAUACCUUGGAAGAGCGGAUAACAUGGCUCUGGGCUGCGUUUAUAGUAUUCUCAUUUCCAGAGGUGGGCUUGUUUCUCAGAAGUGUAAGAAUAUGCUUUUUCAAAACUGCCAGGAAACCUGAAAUAGGACAUUUUCUUGUGGCCUUCAUAGUAGAAACAUUGCAAACAAUCGGACUGGCAAUGCUUGUGCUCAUAAUAUUACCCGAACUGGACGUCGUUAAAGGGGCUAUGUUAAUGAACGCAGUUUGCGUUGUGCCUGGCAUACUCAACGCGUUCGCGAGAAACAGCGCCGAGCCUCGGUAUCCUAUAAUGUUGAUACUGGAUGUCUUGGCAAUCUCCGCUCAAGUCACAGCCUUUGUGGUUUGGCCUCUUCUUGAUGGGAGCCCGGCGUUGUGGUGCAUACCGGUUGCAUGUCUUUUGAUUUCGCUUGGAUGGUGGGAGAAUUUUGCAGGAUCCAUUAGUAAACACACUUCAUAUUCUAUGAUCUAUCUCUGUGAGCUACGAGACGGUAUCAAGAGGUCUCGGUAUUACACUCAGAGGAUAUUAACGAUUUGGAAAAUGGCUGUUUUCAUGAUCUGCAUUUUGAUUUCAUUAAAAGUUCAAGACGAUGACCCCUUAACUUUCUUUACUCGUGCGAGCGAAGCUUUUGGGGACCGUCUAUACACAGUGCAUGAAAUACAAGUUAUACUUCAAGAUCUUUACCACGGAGCCUUAGACUAUGCGCUUACAGGCGGUAGUUUUAAACUAAACGUGACCUGGUCUUCUGCGUUGUGGGUAUCACUUAUUCAAAUAUUAAUGGGCUACGUAUGCUACCAGUCCGGAAAGUUUGCUUGCAAGAUUCUCAUACAAAAGUUCAGCUUUACAUUUGCGUUGAGCCUCGUUGGACCAGUGACAGUGAAUUUCCUCAUUUACUUUUGUGGAAAAAGGAAUGCAGAUCCGUGCGCUUUUCGGGACACUAUACCGGACUAUUUGUUCUUCAACAUACCUCCAGUGUAUUUCCUCAAGGUGUACAUCGCGCAGGAGAUGGUGUGGGUGUGGCUGCUGUGGCUGGUGUCGCAAGCGUGGGUCGCGAUGCACGCGUGGCGGCCGCGCUGCGAGCGCGUGGCCGCCACCGACAAACUGUUCUCCAGGCCUUGGUACUGCGGCCUGCUGGUCGACCAGUCGCUGUUGCUCUAUAGGGCUAAAGACGAUGACCACGAGUUGCAGGUCGAGGAUUUCAGAGACUACGAGGAUGCAGACAAAAUAUCGAAUGCUAGUUCGAUUAAAGUAGUGAAAGAUAUUAAACCUUCCGAUUCGAUCACCAGGAUUUACAUAUGCGCAACGAUGUGGCACGAAACAAAAGAAGAAAUAAUGGAGUUCUUGAAGUCUAUUAUUCGAUUGGACGAAGAUCAAAGUGCGCGACGGGUUGCUCAAAAAUAUUUGGGUAUUAAUGAUCCAGAUUAUUACGAACUUGAAGCUCACAUUUUCAUGGAUGACGCUUUCGAAGUAUCCGACCAUAGCGCAGAAGAUUCCCAAGUGAAUCGGUUCGUCAAAUGUCUAGUGGAUUCAGUAGAUGAAGCUGCUUCUGAGGUUCAUCUGACUAAUGUCCGACUUCGGCCGCCGAAGAAAUAUCCAACACCUUAUGGCGGGAAAUUGGUUUGGAUUCUACCGGGCAAGAACAAAAUGAUCUGCCAUUUGAAGGACAAAUCCAAGAUUAGACACAGAAAGCGAUGGUCACAGGUAAUGUACAUGUACUAUUUCCUCGGACACCGUCUGAUGAACCUGCCUAUGUCGGUGGACCGCAAGGAGGUCAUAGCAGAGAACACGUAUCUACUCGCUCUCGACGGGGACAUAGACUUCAAGCCUUUAGCUGUUACUUUACUGAUUGAUCUUAUGAAAAAGGACAAAAAUUUAGGGGCUGCAUGUGGGCGAAUUCAUCCAGUUGGGUCAGGGUUUAUGGCGUGGUACCAAAUGUUCGAAUACGCAAUAGGCCAUUGGCUACAAAAGGCGACCGAACACAUGAUUGGCUGCGUACUCUGCAGUCCUGGAUGUUUCUCGCUGUUUAGAGGAAAAGCUCUGAUGGACGACAACGUUAUGAAAAAAUAUACCUUAACUUCCAGUGAGGCGAGACAUUACGUGCAAUACGAUCAAGGGGAAGACAGAUGGCUUUGCACGCUGCUAUUACAACGAGGCUAUAGAGUGGAAUACUCUGCGGCGUCAGAUGCGUACACUCACUGCCCAGAGAGGUUCGACGAGUUCUUCAACCAGCGGCGUCGAUGGGUGCCCUCGACUAUGGCUAACAUAUUCGAUUUGCUGGCCGACUCCAAACGGACGGUCCAAGUCAAUGACAAUAUCUCCUCACUCUAUAUAAUUUAUCAAAUGAUGUUGAUGCUGGGUACUAUCUUGGGGCCGGGAACCAUCUUCCUCAUGAUGAUAGGAGCAAUAAACGCCAUCACCGGUAUGAGUAACAUCAACGCGCUCUUACUCAACUUGGCUCCGAUCCUGCUUUUCCUCAUCAUUUGUAUGACGUGCAAAUCGCAAGUACAGCUUCAAGUAGCUAACAUCAUAACUUGUAUAUACGCCAUGGUGAUGUUGAUGGUGAUAGUGGGCGUGGCGCUGCAGAUAGUGGAGGACGGCUGGAUGGCGCCGUCCAGUAUAUUCUUCAUAGCAACCUUCAGCAUAUUCUUCGUCACCGCAGUUCUCCAUCCCCAAGAGAUCCUGUGUUUGGCGUACCUCGUUGUUUACUACAUCACGAUCCCGAGCAUGUACAUGUUGCUUAUUAUCUACUCGCUGUGCAAUCUCAACAACGUCACAUGGGGAACUCGGGAAGUGGCACAGAAGAAGACUUUAAAGGAAAUGGAAAUGGGAAAGAAGGAAGCCGAGGAUGCUAAAAAGAAAAUGGAUAACCAGAGCAUCACGAGAUGGUUCGGCAAAUCUGAAGAACAGAGUGGUUCGCUGGAGUUCUCAAUAGCUGGGCUCUUCAAAUGUACGUGCUGUACCAACCCUAACGACCACAAGGAUGACUUGCAUUUGCUACAGAUCGCGACCUCGCUUGAGAAGAUUGAAAAAAGAUUAGACUCAUUAGGGGCAUCACCAGAGACCGAGAAAAUGCAACGCCGACGAUCUUCCAUGGGUCUGCGAGGCGACCCCUUAUGUAUCCUCCCGGAGUAUGAGGACAGUGAACAUUCCGCUGAUAUACCGAGGGAAGAAAGAGACGAUCUCAUCAACCCGUACUGGAUUGAAGACCCGAAUCUACAGAAAGGCGAAGUUGAUUUUUUGACGACAGCCGAAACGGAAUUCUGGAAAGAUUUAAUCGAUACGUAUCUUCGUCCCAUUGAUGAAAACAAGGAGGAACAAGACCGAAUAGCAACGGACUUGAAGAACCUGCGCGACACGAUGGUGUUCGCGUUCGUGAUGGUGAACUCGCUGUUCGUGCUGGCCAUCUUCCUGCUGCAGCUGCGCCAAAACCAGCUGCAUCUCAAGUGGCCCUUCGGCCAGAAGGUGCACAUCACCUACGACAACGAUGAAAACCUCGUGCAAAUCGAUCGUGAAUACUUGAUGUUGGAGCCGAUUGGAUCAGUUCUGAUUAUAUUCUUCGGAUCAGUGAUGGUCAUACAAUUCACUGGCAUGUUGUUCCACCGUUUCACGACCAUCACUCAUUUGCUGGCCACGAUUGAGCUCAACUGGUACUUCACAAAGAGGGCCGACGAUUUAAACGAAGACGCCCAAUUUGAAAGGCAUGCCGUGGAAAUUGCAAAGGACCUACAAAAGUUGAACGUGGACGAUUUAGAGAGGCGAGGAGUUGACGAGACCAACGUGUCGCGACGCAAGACACUCCACAACCUUGAGCGAGCGCGGGACAACAAACAGAGUGUCAUCAAUCUCGACGCCAACUUCAAGAGAAGACUCACUAUACUUCAUAAUGCUGAUCCUGAUAUGGUAUCCCAGAUACCAUCACUCGGAGGUAACACUGCGUCCCGACGCGCGACCCUACGAGCGUUGAUGACCAGAAGGGACUCGGUGCUGGCGGAAAAGCGACGCUCGCAAGUCGCUAGAGACUCUGCCGCAGGAUACAUUUACGAUGAACCGACCACUCCGAUGGCGGGCGGGUCUUCAAUGGGCGCGUAUGUCAACAAGGGCUAUGAGCCUGCCCUCGACAGUGACGACGACAUGACGCCGCUGCCGCGCCGCAGCAACGUGCGUUUCCGCGACGCCUCCUACACGCUGCCCGAUAACGACAACCACAUGCUCUUCUAGCCUUACUACAGUGUAACCGAAAUGCAAUAACGUCAAAGUAAAAUAGACUUAAAGAGCCUUGAUUUAAGUCAAAAAUUCACUAACCCGCGUUCGUCAGCGACGACGACAUGCCGCGGCUGCCGCACCGCUUCCACGACACCUUCUGCCCGAUACACCUUACUACAAUGUAAUUAAACACAAUAAUGUCAGAGUAAAAUGGACUUAAAGAGUAUUGUUUUAAAGCCAUAAAUUCAAUACCACCGAUUUUAAUUUCGAUAUAUUUCCUCUUUGAGCAAUCGUUGUAAAUGUGUGGACAAACUUGAGCUUUACAACAAGUGUUUAAGGUCCAUUUUACUUUAACACUGAAGUGUUUGUGCGCUCAAUUGUAUUAAUGUUGAUGAGGUGUAAUAUCUCAUACUAAGCCUGGAAUGUAACUUUAGCUUUGAGUAAUUAACGUCUAUUUCAGUGAUAUGUGUAUUUACCUAUAUUAAAAUGUGACUGCAAGAGCGAUUUCUGUAUUUCAAAAUUAAUCGUUAAAAUAAAACUAUUUAUGAAUC
Messenger RNA from Maniola jurtina (meadow brown), 6547 nucleotides. Its product is annotated as chitin synthase chs-2-like. The transcript has 29 exons. The record is from RefSeq and is a predicted model, not a curated record. Gene Ontology annotation, cellular component: cell periphery; cell septum. NCBI's taxonomy places the organism in Eukaryota, Metazoa, Arthropoda, Insecta, Lepidoptera, Nymphalidae. Bases 108 to 6011 code for a protein of 1967 amino acids. Gene Ontology annotation, molecular function: chitin synthase activity; metallopeptidase activity; protein binding.